UUAAAUUUGUUGAUGAAAAAAAAAAACAAAAAUAAAUAGUAAAAUGUCAGCUUUAAAUUGUGGAAAUUCCACUCGAAUAAAUAUUGAUAUGGUACGUCAAGCAGUUGAGAAAUUACAGAUGAAUCGAGCAGUAGUGACUCUUAUGAUGAUUGCUGAACACUUGAAACGAUUUUAUCCAAUUGAAAGAAAUAUCGAUAUACUUAAAAUUGAAUUGAAGGACAAACUUGAUCAUGCUGUUUCUAUUGGUUUAUUAUCAAGAUGCAGUCGUGAUGGUUAUUGUCUCUCAACAUUUAGACACGAGGCUUACAAUCAAAAAAGUGAUUUAACAUCAUUCUGGGAACGUUAUUAUAAAAAACGUCCUGGUCGUCGUUUAAGAUCAAUGAAUGCACAAUCUAAAAAAAAAACAGAAUCACCAAAUCAGUAUCAAUAUUGUAGUGAUGAUUCCAGUGAUGAUUACAGUGAUAACGAUGAUUUUUAAAAAUUAUAAAUUAAAAUGUUUAUUAUAUCUUCUACACAGCUUGAU
Aphidius gifuensis is the source of this 523-nucleotide messenger RNA. RefSeq lists its product as uncharacterized. NCBI's taxonomy places the organism in Eukaryota, Metazoa, Arthropoda, Insecta, Hymenoptera, Braconidae. The transcript has 3 exons. The record is from RefSeq and is a predicted model, not a curated record. The coding region runs from base 44 to 478 and encodes 144 amino acids.